CCCAGCAACAGCUGAUUGCUAUUACUGUUGACGUGUGGUGGGGAUAGUUCAUUUCCAGACCUGGUUUGGCUGUAAUAAAGAAUCAUAAAGUUAUCGCCUACAGCCUACUCUCUCUGGCAGUCUGGCUCUCAUUUUCAUUGUCUCAGAUGAUCAGAUUCUCAAAUAGCAGCACAUCUCUCUACUGGUUUUGAAUUUAUUGAUUUUAUAUUUCUUAAUCUGAAGAAGAAUAGUAAUUCACAGGGUUAAUAAUGAGUAGCAGUGAUGAGCAAGAGGUUACAAGCAAUGAUGGACCCAAAAAGAAAAGGAGAGAAAGAAAAAAGAGAAGUAGAGGCGCAUCUAAUGCCGUUAGCCACCAUGUUGACAUUUUUGACCAUAAAAUUCAUUGUGACUCUGAAUACAGUGGUUGUAGCUCUAGAAGAGGAAGAGGAGGAAGAGGGAGAAGGGGACGAAUAAGGAAAGAUAGGGGAGGUCUUAAAACAAGCAGUGAUUCUAUUGAAACAGUUCCAUUACCUACUAGAGGAAAAACAAGAAGAGCAGGAAAAAUUAUAGGCAAUAACAAUGACAAGAAAGAAGAGGAUGCAAUAGAUGGCAUGAAAGGUGCAACUAAACAGAAAAGAAGAGGUGGUAGAGGGAGAUAUAGGAGUAGAAGCAGGGCUCAAUCAACACAGGUUUAUAGAAUGGAACUCACAGAUUUGACAGAUUUAGCUAAGUUACCUCCAUGCGAAGUUGUUUAUAAAAUUUAUUGUGGCAUGAAAGGCUUUCAAGAGUCAUUACAAAGCUGCAGCAAAAUACAUGUAAAAUCAAAAGAUUUAUAUAUUGCUACAGUUAUUGAUUUGCUAUUUAAAAUUUGUGAAGCAAGAGACGAAGUUCCAGAAGAAGCAACCAUGAUAAUUGCUGAAUUUUUAAGUGGUAGAUGCUCUGAGUUUCAGUGUCUUCUUAAGAGCUAUGUCUGCCAAGCUGAUCAAUCCAUGACAUCUCAACUUCUGUUGCUGUUUCAAAAGUUAGUAGCUAUCAUGCCUUCAUCAGCAUUGUAUGCUUUACCAAUUGACGACCUUUCUGAAUCUAUAGCCAGCAUAUCUAUUGAUACUAAUGAGCUGCAUAUGGUAACAGAGCUUAAAAAGCAAUGCAAUGAAGCUAAGGAACAUCGUAUGGAAAAAAAGAAACCACCAAACAUCUGUAUCAAUGAAGAAUGGGACAACAGUCUUUAUCGUACUAUGCCAAUUUUACCUACAAUAGAUGAGAUAUGCUCUACUAGUCCGCCACGACUGAGAUCCAAUAUUAUCAAUGGAGCGUACACUGAUUGGGAGCAUUACUAUGAUAUACAGUUUCGUCUUUUACGUGAAGAUUUCUUGGCUCCAUUAAGAAGGGGAAUUCUGCAGUAUUGCUCUCCAAAGCAAACGGGACGUCUCACUGACAUUUAUGUAUAUAAUGAUGUACGUCUUACUGAGCCAGAAUUUACAGAAAGUGGGCUCUGCUUCAAGGCACAUUUUGAUGUUAGUCAACUACGUCAGCGAAAAAAUUUGGUGAAUUCAAAGCGUCUCAUUUUUGGCUCAUUACUUUGUUUUUCACCAAAGAAUGAUCGAUUUCAAGGAGAAAUAUAUUUUUCAACUGUUUCAGAUAGAAAACCAGAAGAACUACCGAAAGGAAUCUUCCACGUUCAUUUUGAGAAUAAUAUGGAAUUGUUUCAGCAUAUUCAGAAGACUCAUUUCACUGUAAUUGAGUCUAGAGCAUAUUUUGAAGCUAGCCGUCACAUUUUGCAUAGUCUACAGACUGCAGAAACCACCACAAUGCCAUUUAAGCGCUACCUUAUUGAAAAUAAACCAGUUCCAGUUAACCAUCCAUCUUAUUUACAGUGUGAUACACAGUAUAAUAUAUCCUGGCUUUACCCCACAAAUCAGUUAAAGAAAAAGGUGGUUACUGGCCGUGAUGCUGAUUUUGAUUUGUCAGAACUCUCUAAACACACAAUCAAUAUUACAGAUGAGAGUUCUUGGCCUUCUGAAGAUGAAUUAGAAUUGGAUGCAUCACAAAUCAAUGCAAUCAGAAUGGCUCUCACACAAGAGAUCUCAGUCAUUCAAGGCCCACCUGGCACUGGGAAGACGUACAUUGGAUAUAAAAUUGUUCAAACGUUGCUUCAAAAUCGAUUGGUGUGGGAUCCGCAUAUGUCAUCACCAAUUUUAGUCAUGUGCUACACUAAUCAUGCUCUUGACCAGUUUUUGGAAGGCAUCAUUCAUCACAGAAUAAGCAUGGAUGGCAAACUAAAAACCCCUAACAUUGUAAGGGUUGGUGGUAGGAGCAAAAGUGAGGAUAUCAAGAAGUGUAGUCUUUUUAAUGCUCGUAAAAGAGCAGUGCCAUAUUAUAUGAUACGAAAAAUUUACGAACAGAAAGAUGAUGUUAUAAAUACUGCAUCAAAGAUAAAAUGGAACACCCUUCAGAGAGUAAUCCAGAACCCUAUCAAUGAAUUCAUUAUUAGUAAUGGCAUGUUUUUACUAAGACCUGUCAUAUAUGGACGCCAUUAUUACCAGUUAGUAAUGCUUGGUCGGGAAAAGCUAAAUGAUGAAAAUUUAGCUUUGGAGGUAUGGUUAGGAUUUUGGGAUCAUUCAAGCUUUGUCACUCCAGGUGUACACAUGCAUGAUGCACUAGAGCAUAAUGAAGAUGAGCAGCAGCAUGGCAACAAUAGCUCUGAUAAUGAGACCAAAUCAGACCAUCAAAGCAAAGAAGAGGAUGAUGAUGAUGAUGAUGACAAUGACGAUGCUAUAGAAAAAAUUGAUGUAACAGGAGAAGCUGAGAUUGAAGAGUCUAAUAGACGAUUGGAUGACGAUGCUUACACUCCUCUUAAAUUAAAAGAGAAUGCUGAAGAAGGGGAAGUUAGUGGUGUUGCCCUUGGUGAACAGAAUCAAAAAGAUUUGGAGUCAGAAGAUCAAUCGUUUUUGAGAAAAACUAAGGCAGAAAUUAAUUCAAUUUUGAGUCAUAUUAGAUCUAGCAAUGUUGAGCCAAUGGAGCCAGAAGAGGAGAAAGAUAUUAGAGAUGUUACAUGCCUUAGCAAAAUAAACAGAUACAGGCUUUUCAAAUUUUGGAUUCAAAAAAAUAAAAUGCAACUUUUCAAUAAAAAUGAAGUGUUGCUAGCACAAUAUGAAGAGGAAUGUCAAAAUUUCAAAGCAGCACAGCAACAACUAGAUCGUAUUGCUUUGGAAAAAGCUGACGUCAUUGGUAUGACAACAACUGGAGCAGCAAAAUAUCAACAUAUUCUACACCUUGUCAAGCCUAAGAUAGUAAUAGUUGAAGAAGCUGCUGAAGUAUUAGAGUCUCAUAUUGUAUCAGCUCUUAAUGCUGGUACACAGCAUCUCAUAUUGAUUGGAGACCACAAGCAACUGCGUCCUAAACCAAAUGAGUAUGACUUAGCGAAAAGGCUCAAGUUUGAGAUUUCACUUUUUGAAAGGUUGCUGCUCAACAAUCUUCCUCACGCUACUCUUCUUAUUCAACAUAGAAUGAGACCACAGAUAUCCAAAUUAGUACAUCCUUCUAUAUAUGAUGAGUUGAUUGACCAUGAAACGGUUAAGUCAUAUGACAGCAUUAGAAGCUUUGACAAAAAUAUGUUUUUUUUCAACCACAGUUACCCAGAAAGAGAAGUUGAGCAUUUGUUAAGCCAUUCAAAUGUUGUAGAAGCUGAUUUUGUCGUAUCUUUAUGCCGACAUUUUCUUAAACAAGGAUAUGGUCCUUCAAGUAUCACCAUACUUACUGCUUACACUGGUCAGCUGCUGUGUGUUCGAGAUAGAAUGCCCAAGAAAGAGUUUGAAGGGGUUCAAGUGGUCAACGUUGACAAUUUUCAAGGAGAAGAAAAUGACAUAAUUAUAUUGUCACUCGUGCGAAGCAAUAGAAUGAAGACUGUUGGCUUCUUGAAAGAAGAAAAUCGUGUCUGUGUUGCUUUAUCCCGAGCAAGAAUGGGCUUUUAUUGUUUUGGAAAUUUUGACAUGCUUCGGGAAGUUGUUCCAAUUUGGGAUUGUAUCUUACAAUAUGUUGAAGGGGAAGGUUGUCUUGGCUCUGCAUUUUCUCUUCAUUGCCACAAUCAUCCUUCAUUUAAAGCAGCCAUUGAGAAACCAGAUGAUUUCAUUAAAUUUUUUCCAGAAGGUGGUUGUGACAUGCCUUGUACAUAUCGUCUUGACUGUGGCCAUCAAUGCAAGCGGUCAUGUCAUUUGACUGAUCUUGACCAUGAAGAUUAUAAAUGUAAUGAACCAUGUGAAAGGCUAUGUGCAAAUGGAGAGCAUCCCUGCAAAAGUAAAUGCUACAAAGACUGUCCUCCAUGCAAAGUUACUGUGAUCAAGACAGUACCCAGUUGUCCAUUUGGACAUACUCAAGAAGUGAAAUGCUGUGAAGACCUACAAAAUCUUAAAUGCUUGAGUAAAUGUCCAAACAAGUGUGAGAAUGGCAUACAUGAUUGCCUGCUUAAAUGUUGGGAAGGAUGUAAACCUUGCACUGUCCUUGUUAAAAGUGUAAUGCCUAACUGUGGUCAUGAACAAGAUUUACCAUGUCAUAGUGACCCUUAUUUGGCAUGGUGUUUCCAGCCUUGCUCUAAAAAAUGCCCCAAUGGACAUAUUUGCUGCAAAAAAUGUUAUGAAGACUGUGGAAACUGUGAAGUACCUGUUUUAAGAAAACUACCAAAAUGUGGUCAUGAAAAAACCAUGCUUUGCUAUGAAAAAGUUUUAAAUGCAGAGUGUCAUGAAAUGUGUCAAAAGGUCUUCAAGUGUAAACAUGUCUGCCAAAAAAUGUGCUAUGAAGAAUGUGAUAUCUUAUGCCGAGAGCCAGUCACAAAAUUCUUUUCCUCUUGCUUACACAGUAACGUCAUUCCAUGCUACCAAGACCCUAAAAGUGCUAAAUGUACUAAACCUUGUGAAAAGAAGAAAGCUUGUGGACAUCUGUGCCAAGGGCAGUGUGGUGAGCUUUGUUUACUUUAUGAAUGUAAUGAACCAAAAGAGCUGGCCUUACCGUGUAAUCAUGUAACUACUGUUAGCUGCAAAGACCAUCUACAAACAAGAAUUAAUUUAUUUAAGAGCAAGAACUAUACAUGCAAUGAGCCAUGUACUAAAACAUUACAGUGUGGUCAUCCAUGUCAAGAAAAAUGCAGUUCUCCUUGUACUACUAAAUGUACAGUCAAAGUCACAUACUGUUGCCCCAACGGUCAUAAAAUUGAAAAGGUUACAUGUCAUUUACAGAACACCAUUAUUUGUGAAGAACCAUGCCUUAAGAAUCUGCCUUGUGGUCACCGGUGCUCUAAUAAGUGUCACGAGGAAUGCUCUGAAGUAUGUAAUGAAAGUUAUGUUAAAAAUUGUAAAUGUGGGCAUGCACAUAAAUUCAAAUGUGGAGACCCACAAGAAGUUUGCUCCUGUACUAAAAAUUGCUCAAAGAAGCUCAGCUGUGGCCACUAUUGUUCUGGAAAGUGUGGGGAAUGUUACACUAGACGAAUACAUGCUCCAUGUGCAUAUGAUUUACAAGUGAACAGAUUUUGUGGGCACUUUGCGUCAUUACCUUGUUAUGGCCUUACAGAUAUGUGUCAGAAGCCUUGUUUACUCUCUGUUUGUCCACAUAGUAAAGACCCUUGCAAGCAUGAAUGCUUUAAACCUUGCACAGCUCAAAAGUGUCAAGAAAAAUGCAUUGUUGAGUGUUCACAUCAGCAAUGCACACAGAUUUGUAGUCAAGUAUGUGAUAAACCGGCAUGUGAUCGAGCUUGCCCAAAACCAUUACAAAAAUGUCAUCAUCCCUGUUCUGGUGUUUGUGGUGAUCGGUGUCUUAAACAAUGUUGUUUUAUUUGCAAUAAAAGUAAAUACCUUCAAGAUGUCAGGAGAAUAGGAAAGAAAUCAAAAGGAGAUGAGCCAUGUGUGCAACUUGAUUGUGGUCAUAUUUACACUGUGAGAUAUUUGGAUCAACGAUUUGCAUCAAAGGAUAGUUCAUUAAUAUGCCCUUUGACUUGUCCUGCCUGCUCAAAACCUUUUUUCAUACCCCAUUACUGGAAGUUGAGCAGGGAAAGAGCUGAAGAUAUAAGCCAAAUCAAACAGCAACUAUUUACUGAUGAAACAAUUGAUGACACAGAUGAAUCAAAAAUGGACCGUGAAGUUGCAAGGCAACUAUUCAAGAAUAUUAAAAGGGACGACUCAGAAACACGAUGUGUCAUUAAUUUAAUUGCUAAUGCCAUGCAGCUUUUGAUAAAUGUCAGUCGCUUUCCUGAAUGUGACAAAGAAACACUUGCUGGUUUUAUUUCGUCAAUAGUUAAAACUUUAGACUCAAAAGGAGCAAGAAUAUCAACUCAAAUCAUUUAUGAUAUUGAAAGUGAGUUUUUUCGUUUUAGCCUUCUUGCUCUGGCAAAAAGAAUUUAUUCACCAUCUAAUAUCAAACAACCACUUCAUAGUCUACUGCAGCAAAUGGACGAAGAUCACAAUUUGAGGCUAACUUAUGAGAAGUAUGAAGAGUAUUUACCAGCAAUUCAUCGCAACGGUGUUUAUGAAGUAGUUCCAGUAUCUGUACCAAAAAUAACUAAAGGAGAAUGGUAUAAAUGUAGGCGUGCUGGUCACAUUUACUUUGUUCCUGCUAUUUAUCAAAGGAAUUCAGAAUGUACUGAAUGCCGUAGCUCAAAGUAACUUAGAUAGUAAUAAAUAAAAUUUACUAUUAAUGAAGCUUAUAUUAUAUCUAAUUAUAAUUGUGCUGUUUAUGUUAAUUGUGCUGUUACUUUAUUAUUAGUGAAAAAUAUAAUUGUGAUUAGCUUGUGCUGUUUAUUAUUGAUGAAUAU
This is a messenger RNA of Amphimedon queenslandica, 6775 nucleotides long. Its product is annotated as NFX1-type zinc finger-containing protein 1-like. Gene Ontology annotation, cellular component: nucleus; nuclear RNA-directed RNA polymerase complex. The transcript is spliced from 3 exons. Gene Ontology annotation, biological process: regulatory ncRNA-mediated heterochromatin formation. The coding region runs from base 249 to 6626 and encodes 2125 amino acids. Gene Ontology annotation, molecular function: helicase activity; zinc ion binding. Lineage: Eukaryota; Metazoa; Porifera; Demospongiae; Haplosclerida; Niphatidae. The record is from RefSeq and is a predicted model, not a curated record.